Messenger RNA from Racocetra persica, 180 nucleotides. The record is from the annotation of a GenBank genome assembly. Lineage: Eukaryota; Fungi; Glomeromycota; Glomeromycetes; Diversisporales; Gigasporaceae.
ACAAGGAACCUGAGGAUGAGAAAAAGAAAGAGAAUGAAGGCGAUGAUGAAGAUGACCAAGCUAAAGAAGACAAAGCUAAAGAAGCUGAAAAAGACAAAACUGAAGAAGCUGAAGAAGACAAAACUGAAAAAGAUGAAGAAGACAAAGCUGAAGAAGACAAAGAUAGUGAGAAUGAUGAUG